AUGGCUGAUAAUUAUGAUAUUUCACGAAAUCCAAGUGAUUUACCUAAAUCAAAAGGUAUUACAAAUGAAGAUAUAUUUUCUACUGAAAUUGAUGAAGAAGUCUAUGAACGAUAUUCAUUCGGAGCUCUGUUACCAGAACAAUGGAUAAGAAAACAUGGUACAACAGAUACAUUGAAAAAUAUUACUGAUAAUCAUUGUAGUACAUUUUAUGACAGAGCCAUGGAACUUAUGGAAAAACGUAUAAAUUAUGAAGAAGCAUUAGUUAAUGUAAAUAAAUGUCUUCUUCUUAAACCAUUUCAUAUUCCAUUUUAUGAAAUUCGAUCAGAAAUCUAUUUAAAUUUAUGUGAUUUUCAAAGUUCAAUUAUAAGUUUACAAAAAAGUAUUUUAUAUACACAAGUAACAACAAGUAAUAGUCGAUUAUCAAGAAAUGAACAACAAUCAAUUUCAAAACCUGUAACACCAGCUAAUCGAGAAGAUAGAUUAACAAAUGAUAAAAUAGCAUUUCUUCGAUAUGUCUCAGGUGUGACAUUAUUUGAUCAAAAACUUUAUUUAGAUGCAUUGGGUAUUGUUGCUAAUGGUUCUAAUAUAUUUAUUACAUUACCUUUUCAAAUCUAUAGUAUUCUUUGUCUAACAGCUUUAAAUAAAAUAGAAGAAGCAAGUACAUUAGUAACUCAAAUGAUCGAACAAUAUUCUCAAAAUGCUGAUUUAUUAAUUAUUCGUGCUCGUCUUUAUUAUAAAGACAAGGAUAAGGUUUUUAUUGAAGAAUUAUUUACUUUUUUUUCCCAUUGA
Molecule: messenger RNA, 789 nt
Organism: Rotaria sordida
Lineage: Eukaryota; Metazoa; Rotifera; Eurotatoria; Philodinida; Philodinidae
Source: the annotation of a GenBank genome assembly